Lasiosphaeria miniovina is the source of this 1162-nucleotide messenger RNA. RefSeq lists its product as uncharacterized. The coding region runs from base 334 to 870 and encodes 178 amino acids. The transcript has a single exon. Lineage: Eukaryota; Fungi; Ascomycota; Sordariomycetes; Sordariales; Lasiosphaeriaceae. The record is from RefSeq and is a predicted model, not a curated record.
ACGGUCGCUCUGGCUCUGGCUCGGCCUGCUUGACACGGUGCAGAACGCGGGUAUCGGUAUGAUUCUCAUGUUGACGCUCACGCGUAUCCACGUGUGCGUGGCCAUGCUUGUCGCCCAGGUCAUCGGCUCUAUCGCCACCAUCGUGGCUAGAGCCAGUGCACCUAAUAAUGUCGGCCCCGGCGACGUCUUCCCCGACUUCUCCGAAGGCAUCGCCGCCGGCCUCGCGAAGCCGUGGUUCUGGGUCGCCCUCAUCCUGCAGCUCGUCAUUUGCGUCGGCUUCUUCAAGUUCUUCCGCAAGGAGCAGAUCAGCAAGCCGUAAGAGCAGACAAGCAAAUGGCUCAGCUAGACGGUUGGGGAAUCUAUAUCUAUAUAUAUCUUUUCCCUUUGCAGCCUUCCAUUUUGUUUUGUUACUAUCAUCAACAGCAUUGGAAAAAAAUCAUCAUUGAAACCCCGUCGUCAUGGUGGCCAAGUCGGUAUGAUCAAAGUUUUUACGGCGGGCAUGCUUUCUGCGUUCUUUUAGCGAUUUAUGUUAUGACGCGAGGGGGCCUCGGGAAGGAGGGAAACGAAAUAUUCACGGGGAUGAUAUAUAUUCGGGGGGGACGAUGGUUUCGAGUCCUUUUUCUGUUUUCCCACGGCGCAGGUUGUGUUGUUUUCCGUUACGGCGGUGAAAUUUUUUAUUUUCUCUCGAUUGAUAUCCCCUCCCCCGGCCUUGCCUGCCUGCCCGCCCUCUGGGGCUCAUUAUUUACGGACAUCAAAGCGGUGAUGGAUGGGACACACGCUGGCAAACUUUGCUAUUUAUUUGGCUCUUGUUGCCUUUGUGGGUGUGUGGUAUGGAAACCGUUGAAGAUUGGAAAAAAAAAGGAGGGAUGAAGCUCGAUUUUCAUUUUCUCCUUUUUCUUUGGAUGCGCUAUUACUUGCAUGUCUCUUUUUUUAUUUGCAUUCUUGAACAUAGAUGUAUUUUUUUAGAAACUGGAUGGCAUUAUAUGGGAGGACACUUAAACGUAAAUUAUAGUUUGCUUCUGACUCACUGACUCCUGCCACCUCUGUCGACCCAGAACAUCCUCGGCGAUGCCAGCGGCCCAGAAGCGCGCCAGGUCCGCGGCCUGUGCGACGCCCUUGGGGAUCAGCUUGGCGUCGGCCCAGGUCACGACGCCGUCGCCCU